Messenger RNA from Daldinia childiae, 1143 nucleotides. RefSeq lists its product as uncharacterized. The transcript is spliced from 3 exons. The record is from RefSeq and is a predicted model, not a curated record. The coding region runs from base 1 to 1143 and encodes 380 amino acids. Lineage: Eukaryota; Fungi; Ascomycota; Sordariomycetes; Xylariales; Hypoxylaceae.
AUGGCUCAGGAAUGCGUUGGAAUAGGAGCGCGGGAGCUCGAUCGCGGUGCUGUGUGGAUGAUACUCGGAUUGUUCCUCAAGGCGGAAGUAUCUCAAGCCAAAGGCGAAGACUUGGAGACGCAAGAAAAAAGUUGUAACGCGGGUAUAAAUCUUGAGAUUUUCUUUACCAUCCUCGAAAAGGUUCGCGGGCUGGAAUCCAUACACGGCAUCCAGCCGUCCGAAGAUCCCAUUCGAGACACGACACUGAGCCCGGACGAAGUGAGUUACAUUGAAACGAACCUGAUGAAGGCUUGGUCGUCUCAGCUUGUCUACUACAAUCGCAAGGCGGGGAUAAUCUGCCGUCAGUGGGAUGCCGAGCCGACCAAGGCUCUUAUCCUAGGGAAGCACACUGUAGAUCAUGUAACAGUACCAGGUCGCACGCCACCGAAGUACCCACGCCGGGCUGAGAGAGAGUCGUUCGAAAUCAUUUACCGUCUAUUUCCUCGAUUCUACGACUGCACGUUCGAAGAGUUUAUGAGCCCAAAAUACCAGCUCGAGCUCGAUUGCAGUGAGAAUUCUCGUGUCACCCUAGAAGAUGGAGCACAGGUUCAUGACCCUUUCCCAUCUAAAGGCUUCUCCGAGAAUAUGAGAUGCCUCAUGACUCAAAAUGUAUGGAUGGGAAAUCUUGACCUACUAGCCACCUGCAUUCACAAGUUCUUUGAGACUUGGCAAGACGUAAUAAAAAGCGCACAUCAUGAGCAGAGUAUCCAAGAUAUCUUUUCUCAAGUUAAAGAUCUUCUGGACCAGAAGCCAGGGUUUUAUGGUGCAUUCUUUGAACAGAUCGGCGAGUCCGUUCGUAUCAAUUGCCAGGACCGCGUGGCCUACAACUCAAAGCGUACACACGAUGACGAUCCGUAUUUCAUCCGGGUCAUAGACCUAACCAUCCUCAUUCAUGCGCUGGAUAAUGUUGGAUUCUGGGGCAUGCCAUUCUUUCGUGGUGCCAGUUUAUCCUCCGGGAUUAUUCAACAGGCAAAAAGGGGUAACGACUAUCCGCCAGAUAAGAAGUUCUCCAAGGCGAGAGAAUACUCAGUGCUAUCUCAUAGGAUAGUAAAAAGGGCGGCAGAGCUAGAAGCCGCAGCCCAGAGUGGAGCAUCCGAGUCGUAA